Molecule: messenger RNA, 4460 nt
Organism: Nerophis ophidion (straightnose pipefish)
Lineage: Eukaryota; Metazoa; Chordata; Actinopteri; Syngnathiformes; Syngnathidae
Exons: 6
Coding region: 154-1023 (289 amino acids)
Biological process (GO): immune response-regulating cell surface receptor signaling pathway
Cellular component (GO): plasma membrane
Molecular function (GO): signaling receptor activity
Source: RefSeq, a predicted model, not a curated record
AGAAUCACUUACUGUCACUUCUCAUGGCAGAGCCGCCGCAGAAAGAGGAAGUAACACUGCUCACUUCUGUUUUUGCGAUGAGAAGAUGACUUGCCGAGACACCGACUGGUUUUAAAUGUGCUGCAAUGAGAUGUUUUAGUCUCACUGUCCACCAUGACGCUUACCUGGACCGUACAAGUUGUGUCCAUCUUGGCAUUGUUACAUCUCACCACCACAAGCGAAAGCGACGGAGACGACUGCGACCUAAAAAUCCAGGGGCGGAAAAACAUUUUUUCAAAAGUUCCAGUUGGGAAAAACCUGGAGAUUCAUUGCACAAUCACAUACAGCAAUACUUGCAAAGACCCGUUUGAAAAUGUCUUCUGGUAUAAGUUGGAAAACAAGACCUAUUUGCCAGUGACCAAUGACUCUCAUGCUCACAUAGAACUUACGGUUAGAAAUGCAUUACAUAAGAUAUUAUCUUUACUCCUCACAACUAUACAAAUAAGCGAUGCCGGUUUGUAUCGGUGUCAAAGUGAACGUGGAUUGAGCCUGGGGAAUCCUAUCAACAUCUCUGUGCAAGAUAGCCGUACGAUGAGCAACGACUCAGUUACGAAUAAAAUAACACCGGAGGGGGAAGCAGGAAGGAUUUCCGGGGGAUAUCUUGCUGUUGGCGCUCUGGCAUUUGGCAUAAUACUGACAUGUAUUUAUGUCAUAGCAAUGCAGCGACGCAAAGGUAACACAAAGAGAGAGAAUCACUUUGAAAAUCAGGACAACUCUAUGGCAAACCCACAUAUCGACGCUAAAUCCGUGGCCUGCCGGCGAACCGCCUCUGACCCGCCAACUACGAAAGCGACACCACCCUCCACGCGGUUGCCAAGAAGCGGCCAGAUGAGUCCACAGGGUGAAGACAAGUCAAAGAAAAAUACAAUACAAGAUAGAAACUCCAUCAUGUAUGCCACUCUUGAUCACCAGCUGCCACCUGGUGGCGCUGUUCGGCCACUGCCGCCCAUGGAGGAGAGUUCAGAGUAUGCAGUUAUCCGCUAGUAGUAUGAGGCUGGAAUGAUCAGGAUCAGAGUUCUCCCAUGUUUAAAACAGGAAAACAAGCAAUGUUUGGUUCUUGACCCAGAGAAGGACAAGCUGUAGAAAAUGUAUGGAUGGAUGAUGUCUUUGGCUUUUCCUGUCAAAAUCAUGGUUGAAUUACUUCCAUUUUAAUACACAGUAAUAAAGAUAAGCAAAUUAAUCCAAAUCACCCAUCCAUCCAUCCAUCAGUCCAUUUUCUACCGCUUGUCCCUUUUGGGGUUGCGGAGGUCUCUGGAGCCUAUCUCAGCUGCAUAUUGGCGGAAGGCGGGGUACACCCUGGACAAGUCGUCAUCUCAUCGCAGGGCCAACACAGAUAGGCAGUCAACAUUCACACUCUCAUUCACACACUUUACUUUGAGCUCCUCUCGGAUGGCAGAGCUUCUCACCCUCUCUCUAAGGGAGAGCCCCGCCACCCGACGGAGGAAACUCAUGUCGGCCGCUUGUACCCGUGAUCUUGUCCUUUCGGUAAUGACCCAAAGCUCAUGACCAUAGGUGAGGGCGGGAACGUAGAUCGACCGGUAAAUUGAGAGCUUUGCCUUCCGGCUCAGCUCCUUCUUCACCACAACGGAUCGCCGCACCAAUCCGCCUGUCGAUCUCAUGAUCCACUCAUCCCCCGCUCGUGAACAAGACUCCUAGGUACUUGAACUCCUCCACUUGGGGCAGGGUCUCCUCCCCAACCUGGAGAUGGCACUCCACCCUUUUCCAAGGGAGAACCAUGGACUCGUACUUGGAGGUGCUGAUUCUCAUUCCGGUCGCUUCACACUCGGCUGCAAACCGAUCCAGUGAGAGCUGAAGAUCCUGGCUAAAUGAAGCCAUCAGGACCACAUCGUCUGCAAAAAGCAGAGACCUAAUCCCGCGGCCACCAAACCGGAACCCCUCAACGCCCUGACUGCCCCUAGAAAUUCUGUCCAUAAAAGUUAUGAACAGAAUCGGUGACAAAGGACAGCCUUGGUGGAGUCCAACCCUCACUGGAAAUGUGUCAGACUUAUUUCCGGCAAUGCGGACCAAGCUCUGACACUGAUCGUACAGGGAGCGAACCGCCACAAUCAGCACAAUCAGACAGUCCGAUACCCCAUAAUCUCUGAGCACUCCCCACGUGAAUUCCUGAGGGACACGGUUGAAUGCCUUCUCCAAGUCCACAAAGCACAUGUAAACUGCUUGGGCAAACUCCCAUGCACCCACAAAGACCCUGCCGAGAGUAUAAAGCUGGUCCACAGUUCCACGACCAGGACGAAAACCACACUGUUCCUCCUGAAUCCGAGGUUUGACUAUCCGGCGUAGCCUCCUCUCCAGUACACCUGAAUAAACCUUACCGGGAAGGCUGACGAGUGUGAUCCCACGAUAGUUGGAACACACCCUCCGAUCCCCCUUCUUAAAGAGAGGGACCACCACCCCGGUCUGCCAAUCCAGAGAUACCGCCCCCGAUGUCCACGCGAUGCUGCAGAGUCUUGUCAACUAAUUUAGUGUUGCCAAUCAACCUCUCCCCAGGUGCAUGUUUUUGGAGGUGGGAGGGAACCCACCCAGUCACAAGGAGAACAUGCAAACUCCAAACAGUAAGAGUCCGAGCCCGGGAACUGAACCCAGUACCAACAUAUCGUGAGGCACACUCACUCACCCCUAUCCAACCGUGCUGUCUAUGGGGCGAUACAGCUCGGUUGGUAGAGUGGCCGUGCCAGCAACUUGAGGGUUCCAGGUUCGAUUCCCCCUUCCGCCAUUCUAGUCUCUGGCGUUUAGUCACUUUACCCACCUGAUCCCAGUGACACCCACACUGGUUUAAAUGUAACGUAGACAUUGUGUUUCACUAUGUAAAGCGCUUUGAGUCACUAAAGAAAAAGUGCUGUAUAAAUAUAAUUAACUUCACUGUCUAUUGUGUAAUAAUGAGGCAUAUAUACAUUUAAAUGGGUUAUACUUGUGUGGCGGGCGUGGCCUGCGGACCAGCAGCAAAGCGGGGUGUGGCGGAACUGGCUUCGAGAUUAGCGACAGGUGCAUAGAUGACGCAGCUGAGAGUGUUUGUCUAAUCAUCCGUCGCUCUGUUAAAGGCAGCAGUCGGGAAGGAGAAGGGGUGGUUGAUGGUCGUUGUUGGUGGAUGUCAGAGCACGUCGAGAGAGAGAGAGAGCGAAAUUGAAGGCCUAGAUCCAAAAGACGUGUGCUGAAAAGCAACAGGAAAAAGCAUUUGUGUGCACAGCUGUCAUGUCCAUGGUGGGUGGUCCAGGGGACCCGGAAGCACUAGACUUCCACAACUUGUACAGCGCUUUGACACUAUUUCCACAUUCACCCAUUCACACACACAUUCACACACUGAUGGCGGGAGCUGCCAUGCAAGGCGCCAACCAGGACCCAUCAGGAGCAAAGGUGAAGUGUCUUGCUCAAGGACACAACCGACGUGACUAGGAUGGUAGAAGGUGGGGAUUGAAACAGGAACCCUCAGGUUGCUGGCACGGCCACUCUCCCAACCAUGCCACGGCGUCCCCAUUUAUGUUCAUAUAUGUUGACCCUUACGAAAGACCACCUGAGGCCGGUAAAAAUGAGUUGGACACUCAUUCUAUACUUGGACUGUGGUAAGGUUGUACCUUAACAGGGUAUGUAUGUAAUUUUUCCUCAAAAUGCAAUAUUUUUGAGCUUCUGGUCCAUUCAUUUGUCAUUUCUCAUCUGGUAUUGCCUUGUACUGCAUAAGAAAAGCAUGUGAUUUGUGGUAUUAGUGGAAGGUGUUGCAGGUUUUGCAUAAAGCAUGUGCGUGGGGUUUCCUGUGGCUUUUGAAUGCUGCUGCGGGGGCUGCACGAUGUGGAAUUUGUCACGGUUUUGAUCAUUGUGUGAAAAUUAUAUUGUGACAAACAAAACGUGACUUUGUGAAAGUAUUAUCCAUAACCCUGUAACUGCUUGGUAUUGGACUGAUACCAGAAUUUGUCAGCCAAAAUCUAUGUAAAGUAUCAAACAGAAGCAUACAUGCUUAUUACAUUUAGCAGAAGCGUGAUUAGAACAUGUUAAACAGAAAGUAAGCAGACGAACAAGUAGAUUAAUGACCCAUUUUCUACCAUAAUUUUGACAAAAUAAUAGGUUGCUACAUACUGUACGUCAGCAGCCAAAUUAGAAGCCUGUGUAACCUGUUUGCUUCUUCACAACUGAAAGUUGUUGUCUCUGUUCAGUAUCUUAUUUAAUGACAAAACUGUUAUUUGGUUGCAAUAAGAAAUGUAUGCUUAACGUACAUUUAGAUUUUAUGUCAAAAUAAAGACAAUGAUUCCAUUAUUUUGUUGUACCCUUUAUUUUGAAAAGGUUCAAAAGGCAUCAAAAUACAGGUACCUGUACUGGUACGGUGGAAAACGACACAGAACGGAGACAGGGACUUCGCUUAGCCUUAGGUGUGUUUAUUACUACAAUAAAAUGACGUGUGUAAAUAAUCCAAA